Messenger RNA from Colletotrichum truncatum, 3057 nucleotides. RefSeq lists its product as uncharacterized. NCBI's taxonomy places the organism in Eukaryota, Fungi, Ascomycota, Sordariomycetes, Glomerellales, Glomerellaceae. Gene Ontology annotation, molecular function: protein binding. The record is from RefSeq and is a predicted model, not a curated record.
AUGUCUGGUCCACCCCCCGUGCCUUCGAAGGCAGCAAUUCAUGCGCUCCGGGGCCUUCUUUUUGGAACAUCAUGCUCGCUUGUACUACUAGCAGAGGAACGCCGUCAACGCAUCAAGAUUGCCCGAUCCGCCGUCGAGAAUGGAAGAAGACUGAAGUCCUUGAAGCGAUACAGCUCCAGUGGCGGCGCCGCCCUCGAGGCACUCCACGAAGAGGUUCGUACAGAUCCUAACUUCGUGGGCUGGUCCAAUCGGUCACGGAGCAGAUCCUCCUCCCAGGAACACAGGCAUCUCUCCGGCGAUAGUACCUACUUGGAUUAUGUGGCGCAUGAUCUUGGGCCCGACCCGCGGCGCCCAACAAGACAAACGAGAGAAGCGAAAGGACGAGAUGCAUCAGAACCGUCGUUGGAGAAAGCAAGCGUACCGACCCGGCACCGACGAUCCGCCUCCGAUGCCGCAAAGGAAACAAGCAAGGAUUCCUCUUGGUCUCGGUUUUCACGGCCGGAUGUCAUGAAACACUCUGUGCCUGCUGUUGGCGAAGUUGCAAAAACGCGCGCCUACGUCAGCACGCCGAACAAAAACGCCAUUGCCAGCAUUAUCAAUGCCUUCUGGAAAGACAACCCUCUUUUCCGAGAACCAGAAGACUUGCAUCACAGCUUUACACCCGAUGUGGAACAAUACACCCCGGCCGCCGCUUUGGGUAUUGUUCGCCGAGCAUAUAAUUCGACCUCUAGUUCUAGAGAGCUCCCUGACUGGCUCAUCAAACUGUCUUCGACUCUUUGUAUUGCAUGCCAGCAAGAAGGUCACUAUGAUGUCGCAGGGCAGAUUCUGAAGGUUAUUGUCAGCCAUGGACCGCUAAGCUUGGGAGACUACCUGGCCCAUCAACCACAAAAUCUUAUAGCUAGUCUGAUGUCUAAAGACCAAACGUCAAGAAUCGAAUCCCCUUCAGCUCUGACAGAAUAUGUCACCGAAGUAACAGAGUUGUAUGUGGCCGACAUCGUCGAUAUCGAAUGGGCGCCUUAUCGGGUGCAACAAGAAUACAUCGGAACUGGCAAAGAUCUCAUUUGUAGUGCUCUCAGCUUGCUCCGAGGCAAACUUACCAUGGGUGUCUGGGGGAGAGUCUACUAUAUGUCAAGAAAGAAACUCCCCGAUACACUAUGGUUUCUCCGUCAACUCGAAUUAUAUCGCGAACCAACGCUGGGCCUCGACACAUUUCUCACAUUCUACGCAAAAAACAAUCCACGUGGAUCUUCAAAAGAGCUAAGUGAGCUCGCAGUUAAUUGGGUCUUGAGAUCAAGAGGUUACUCGGCCUUGGGAUUCUUGGACGUCAUGAACCAGUUCAGACAGAUGGAGGAAUGGAAGGCGCCUGCUCAAUGGGUGGAAAAUGUGUUGUGGUGCAGUUGGACAUCCUCUCUUGGUUAUGAAAUUGCACAGAAACUCAUCAGUCAUGUGCUGGAGAACGAUUUCUACGACGUUGAUGACAGCUACGCCAUUCGGCGCACCAUAGUGCGAAUUUGUCUUGAGGCAAAUGACAUGGUCUCGGCGCAAUCCAAUUUUGAAGAGCUUUGUUCUCACUAUCCGGUUGCACGAAACGACGUCGAGCUUCGAGGCGCAUUCGCCAACCGCAAGGCUGACCUCGGGGACUGGGAUGGGGUUCGAGCCGACUUCGAGGCAUUGAAGGCGAUGCAACCCUUUCCCGAGGACCAGCGGUUACGGUUCAACAGCAUUUUCGUGAAAGUUCUGCAGACUUACUCAAAAAGUCAUACGUGGGGGGAGACCGAGACGUUUCUGGCGACUUAUGUCCAGGAACUAGGGGUGGUCCUCGACCGCUUUCUGGUCACAUUUAUCGCCGACAGGCAUGGUAAAUGCCAUGAUAUUAAGGCAAUGGCCCGGUGGCUGAAAUUUUGCAAGGAAGCUGGAUUCCAUACGGAUGUGCGCUUUUGGACAACCGUCUUGAACAGUUGCAAGCGGGAUUGGGCUUAUACAGAUCAGGAUAUGGAGACGUUGUACAACGCACUCAUUUUGGCCGGUGUCCAGUAUGAGUUCCCCUCCAUUGACAGGUCAUUCACACAACUCAUCGAGGCGAAGUCGGAGGCCACUCUCAGACGCGUCCAGUUACGAGGUCACCGGUUCAGCCCUGCAGACGAGCGCAAGACCUUCGGCCGUAUGCUCCUGGAAGCUCAACAUGAGAACUGGUCCGUCGUACAGUCCAUCUACAACCGCGCCGUGCACAAUCAGAUGGGCUUCUCAGGCCGCUGCCUCCGACUCAUGAUGUACGCUUGCGUCAAAAUCAACGGGCCGUUCUGCAAAAAGGCAAAGGGCCUGCUGGCCAAGGCCCACUCAGAAGGUCACGACGUAGGCUCCGCCGUCGUCCCCGUCGUCGAAGCAAAGUUCGACGACGUCAAGAGGUACCAACAGAAUGCGGCAACGACGGUGGAAGGACGUGGCCGGCCAUUCCCCGCCAUCAAGAGAAUCGUGUACGACCUACGUGACGAAGGCAUCCGCAUUGAUGACAAAGUCUUCACCCGCGCCGUCGACCUCUGUUGCUCCCUACGCAACUAUCGGGAGGCUAUCUUUGUUUGCGUCUUGGCCGCCGAGACCAAUGGCAAAGGGGACGUUUGCUACAACCUUAACAACUUUAAGAGAUUGGUGCGGAUCUACACGGCCCGCCACGAGUAUGACAAGGUACGCUGGUUGGUUUCCCAACUCCGAGAGCGCGAAUACCGCUUCCGUAGGCCCUGCAUACGUGCUCUUGAUCAGACCAUCUUCUAUCUGCAGCGUGCCUCAGAGGCCAUGAAGGAUGAGGAGCUUCGCCAAUCGGACCGGGAGACGCUUGCCUUUGUCAGACAAGUGCGAGAUGAGGUUGCAAAGGAGAACAUCAUCGUCCAUGCCGAAAGGAAAGAAAUGAUUCUCGAGUCCCUCACAGGGGGCAGACCGAAGACUGCUGUUCCCUACUUCAAAGCUAGAUUCAACGACUCUGCCGUGCCAUCUCUUGAUAAUGAACAGGCCAUGGAUAUGUUAAGGGAAGAGGAGAUGCAAUCCAUGAGAAGCUUGUACUAA